GCAGCCGCCCGCCUCUGUCACUGGGAGACCGUCCACUUAAAUGCAGCUCCAGGGUUGCAGGACACCCACCAGCAUCACUCCCCGUGUGAGGUGGCAAAUGCAACAUGCUGUCCAGCCUGGGGUGUCUACUCCUCUGUGGAAGUAUUGCACUAGCCCUGGGAAAUGCACAGAAAUUGCCAAAAGGUAAAAAGCCAAACCUGAAAGUCCACAUCAACACCACAAGUGAUUCCAUCUUCUUGAAGUUCCUGCGUCCAAGUCCUAAUGUAAAACUGGAAGGUUUUCUCCUGGGAUAUGGCAGCAACUUAUCACCAAACCAGUACUUCCCUCUUCCUGCAGAAGGGAAAUACACUGAGGCCGUAGUCGAUGCGGAGCCGAAGUAUCUGAUUGUUGUGCGACCUGCUCCUCCUCCCAGUCAAAAGAAGUCAUGCUCAGGGAAAGCACGGUCUCGCAAGCCUCUCCAGCUGGUGGUUGGCACCCUGACACCGAGCUCAGUCUUCCUGUCCUGGGGCUUCCUCAUCAACCCUAACCACGACUGGACGUUGCCAAGUCAAUGUCCCAAUGACAGAUUUUAUACAAUCCGCUAUAGAGAAAAGGAUAAGGAAAAGAAAUGGAUUUUUCAGCUCUGUCCAGCCACUGAAACAAUCGUGGAAAAUCUAAAGCCUGACACGGUUUAUGAAUUUGGAGUGAAAGACAAUGUAGAAGGUGGAAUUUGGAGUAAGAUUUUUAAUCACAAGACUAUUGUUGGAAGUAAAAGCAAAGUAAAUGGGAAAAUCCAGAGCACCUACGACCAGGUCCACACGGUGCCAUCGUACGUCCCAAGGAAACUAAUCCCAGUAACAAUCAUCAAGCAAGUGAUUCAGAAUGUCACUCACAAGGCCUCAACUAAAUCCCCAGAUAAGACUCCCUUCGGAGGAACAAUACUGGUCCACCUUGUUAUUCCAGGUCUCAAUGAAACCGUCGUAAAACUUCCUACCUCCAUAAUGUUCGAGAUUUCAGAUGCAAUCAAGACACAAUUAGCUAAGAAUGAAACCUUGGCAUUGCCUGCUGAAUCUAAAACGCCAGAGGUAGAAAAAAUCCCAGCACGGCCCAUAACAGUGACUCCUGAAUCAGUUCCAAGAACCACUAAACCCACUGUGUCUAGUGCAUUAGACAUUUCAGAAACAACACUGGCUCUCAGGGAAAGGACCCCCGAAACAUCGCAGACUAUUUUAAUACCUAGGUUUGAAUUCCCACUGAGCACUCUAGCUCCAAAAAGGCUUCCAGAAUUUCCUCAGGCAAAAACACCUUUCCCUUUUGAGAAACCUGGGGGAACCUUGGCUUCAAGUGAAAAACCGUGGAUUGUGCCUACGAGUAAAACAUCUGAAGAUUCCAAAAUCCUACCGCCUCAAACUGCAGCUUAUGAUGUUUUCUCAAGCUCUACAACAUCAGAUGAGCCUGAAAUAUCAGAGCCCUACACAGCAACAAGCGAUCUGUUUCUGGAUUCUGUCCCACCUAAAACUUCUAGAACUCUUGAACAGCCAAGGGCAACACUGGCUCCAAGGGAAACACCAUUUGUUCCUCAAAAACCGGAAAUCUUUUCCAGUCCUGAAAUGCAACCUACAACACCUGCUCCCCUGCAAACUACAUCUGUCCCUUCUACUCCUAAACGACGCCCCCGGCCCAAAACACCAAGAACUAAACCUGAAAGAACCACAAGUCCUGGAACAAUUACAUCUAAAAUUUCUAAAAGCCCUGAACCUACACGGACGACACUGGCUCCCAGUAAAACACAGUUUAUUUCUUUGAAACCUAAAAUUCCUCUCAGUCCAGAAGUGAAACACACCAGACCUGCACUGAAACCUGAGACUCCACCACCACCACAGUCACCAAUAGUCUUAGAACCUGGAACACUGGGAACUAAACCUUCAACAACAACAUUAGCUCCACCAAAGACCAAACGACCAGGUCGUCGCCCUCGCCCUCGCCCUCGCCCUCGCCCUAAAACCACACCUAGUCCAGAUGUGCCCAAGUCCAAACCUGCUCUGGAACCUGCUACGGUACAACAGGAGCUCUUGGUGCCCACGAUCGAUUCAAAACCACCAAAGCAAUUACCUCCUAUACCCCAAACCACAGCAAAACCAGAUAUACCACCAUCUAAAUCCGUCUUUGAGGAUAUUACCUUUGAGAUGGAAGCUCCCUCCACAACCAUAGUUCCUGCCACAGACAUUGAACCUGUAACUCUGAGAACCGAAGCUCCUCAGACAACAUUAGCUCCAAAAACAUCACAAAGAACAAGACCCCAUCGCCCACGUCCACGUCCUAAAUAUAAAACCACACCGAGUCCAGAGACACCUCAGACCAAACUAGCGCCAACAACAACAACAACAAAGAGACCCCGUCGUCCACGUCCCAAAGCUAAAACCACACCCCGUCCAGAAGCAGCUCAGACCAAACUGGUUCCUGCCACAAUCCGUGAACCAGGUAUUCUUGGGACCGAGGCUCCUGGGAUGACAGUAGUUCCAGCUACAGUCUUUGAACCAGUUACUCCUAUAAAAGAGGCCCCAGUGACAACAUUUGCACCACCACCAACAACAAAGAGACCUCGUCGUCCACGUCCCAAAACUAAAACCACACCCCGUCCAGAAGCAGCUCAGACCAAACUGGUUCCUGCCACAAUCCGUGAACCAGGUAUUCUUAGGACCGAGGCUCCUGGGACGACAGUAGCGCCAACAACAACAACAACAACAAAGAGACCCCGUCGUCCACGUCCCAAAGCUAAAACCACACCCCGUCGAGAAAUGCCUCAGACCAAACUGGUUCCUGCCAUAAUCCGUGAACCAGGUAUUCUUAGGACCGAGGCUCCUGGGACGACAGUAGUUCCGGCUACAGUCUUUGAACCAGUUACUCCUAUAAAAGAGGCUCCAGCGACAGCAUUUGCACCACCAACAACAACAAAGAGACCUCGUCGUCCACGUCCCAAAACUAAAACCACACCCCGUCCAGAAGCAGCUCAGACCAAACUGGUUCCUGCCACAAUCCGUGAACCAGGUAUUCUUAGGACUGAGGCUCCUGGGACGACAGUAGUUCCGGCUACAGUCUUUGAACCAGUUACUCCUAUAAAAGAGGCUCCAGCGACAGCAUUUGACCUUGAACCUGUUACUUUUACAACGGAGACCUCUGGGACAGCACUAGCUACCAAAGCAUCACAAAGACCUCUUUGUCCACAUCCCAGACCUAAAGCCACUUGGAGCGCUCAAGUACCUCAGACCGCACUGGUUCCCACAGACCUUGAACCUGUCACUCUUAGACCAGAGGCCCCAGGAACAACAUUAGUUCCCACUGCAGACUUUGAACCUGUUACGUUCAGAACUGAAGCUUGGGUGACAACAAAAGCUUCUAAAACAUCAAAACGGACCCGUCGUCCACGUCCCAAACUUAAAACCACACCGACUCCUGAGGCACCUCAAGCCAAGCUGGGUAAAUUUUUCUCUACAGUCCUUGAACCUGUCACUCUUAGAACCAAGGCUCCAGAAACAACAUUAGCUUCUAAAACAUCACGAGUUCGCCAUCCACGUCCCAGACCUAAAACCACACCAAGCCCUGAAGCAUCUCAGACCAAACUGGUUCCUGCUACAAGCUUUGAACCUGUUGUUCAUAGUUCUGAAGCUCCAGAAACAACAUUAGCUCCCACUGAACUGCAAACUCUUAUCUUGAAACCAGUGACAUCACCAAGCCUAGAAAUUACACAAAGUCAACCCGUUUCUGAAGUCCUGGAAUCGGUUACAUUUAGCACUGAGUCAUCAAGGGAAGCGAUAGCACUGACUGGAACAGAUUAUGUAUAUCCUGCUGCCAAAGCACCACUCAGGCCAGAGGAGACAAAGACUGAAGGUGGUAAAGCUGUGGAAUCUAUUACAUAUGUGUCUGAACCGCCCGAGACCACGCUAGUUACCAUAGAAACGUCACCUCUGCCUUCCCAAACUGUAAUCCUACCCAGCCCAGAUGAGCCUCAGACCGACUCGGCUCUCAAGGAGAUACCGCGAGCUCCUCCCAAACCAAAAACAUCUCCACACCCACGAAUCCCACAAACACAGCCAGCUCCUCAGGUGUUGCAGCGUGUUACUCUGAAGCCAAGGACAUCACCAAGUCCAGAAGUGUCCUAUACUUCACCUGUUCCAAGAGAUGUGCUCCUUCCCCAUAAACCAGACACUGAAGUCUCUCAGAGAGAAACUGUUCUGCAACCUGUUACCUUUGAAACUGACCUCCCAGAGCCAACAAUAGCUCCUUUAGAGACACGAGGCAGCCCUUUCAUUCCUAUGAUUUCACCGAGUUCUAGUCAAGAGGAGCUGCAAACCACUCCGGCAGAAACAGACCAGUUCACCCAAGAACUCUUCACAACUAAGAUUCCACGAACAACUGAAGUGGUGAAGACAACUCCGGCACUACACAGAUUGUACACUACCCCUGUGAGGCCCAGAACACCCGACAAACCACACUUCAGACCUGUUUUGAAUAAGACGACUACGAAACCUAGUAGACCCAAACCCAGUGGGUUGCCCAAAUGGGAUGGAAUGGGAACAGGGGUCAAGCAGAUGCCACUGCCAUCCGGUGCUGGUAGAAAUGUGUCAGUGGACUCUACUUACUCCACAAAAAAAACAGCCCCAAUCCCAGGCACUCGCCGCCCACUCUUGCCACCUAGACCCAUGCCCCCACGAAGAAAGCCUUUACCACCAAAUAAUGUCACCGGCAAGCCAGGAAGUACAGGAAUCAUUUCGUCAGGCCAAGUAACUUCCUCACCCUUGAGGGCAACAUUCAGACCUACUGAAGCUCCCUUGGAGAGAACAGAGGUGGAUGGAAAGCUACCAACAGUUCCUGCCUCAGGAGAAGAUCUUGGUAAUAUGACUGACUUUAGCUCAAGUCCAACAAGAGAAACUGAUCCUCUUGGGAAGCCCAGAUUCAAAGGUCCUCACGUGCGGUAUAUCCAAAAGCCUGACAACAGGCCCUGCUCCAUCACUGACUCCAUCAAACGAUUCCCCAAAGAAGAGGCCACCGAGGGGAAUGCCACCAGCCCCCCGCAGAACCCACCUACCAACCUCACUGUGGUCACUGUGGAAGGAUGUCCUUCAUUUGUCAUCUUGGACUGGGAUAAGCCACUAAAUGACACUGUCACUGAAUAUGAAGUUAUAUCCAGAGAAAAUGGAUCAUUCAGUGGGAAGAACAAGUCCAUUCAAACUACAAAUCAAACCUUCUCCACAGUAGAAAAUCUAAAGCCAGACACAAGCUACGAAUUCCAGGUGAAACCCAAAAACCCACUUGGUGAAGGCCCCGCCAGCAACACAGUGUCAUUCAGCACUGAAUCAGCCGACCCAAGAGUGAGCGAGCCAGUUUCUGCAGGAAGAGAUGCCAUCUGGACCGAAAGACCCUUUAAUUCAGACUCUUACUCAGAAUGUAAGGGCAAACAGUAUGUCAAAAGGACAUGGUAUAAAAAGUUUGUGGGGGUGCAGCUGUGCAACUCCCUUAGAUACAAGAUUUACCUGAGCGACUCCCUCACAGGAAAAUUCUAUAACAUAGGCGAUCAGAGGGGCCAUGGAGAAGAUCACUGCCAGUUUGUGGACUCGUUUUUAGAUGGACGCACAGGACAGCAACUCUCUUCUGACCAGUUACCCACCAAGGAAGGCUAUUUCAGAGCAGUUCGCCAGGAACCUGUCCAAUUUGGAGAAAUUGGUGGUCACACUCAAAUCAAUUAUGUCCAGUGGUAUGAAUGUGGGACCACAAUUCCUGGAAAAUGGUAGAUGCUGCAGUGAUGUUCAAAAGUGCCUUCUGUCUCAUCAUGGCCAAAAAUAAUUGGAAACAGUAUGGUAUGUGGUAUGUGUCACAUGCAUUUAAAGCUCUUAUGUUUACUAUGUAUAAAAGUUUAAAAUCUAAUUAAUAGCAAUAUUAGAUGUUUAUUAGAAAGAUUGCUAAGAAUAUUUAUCAGGUUUUACAAAGUCAUUUUAAGAAAGCAAGAUAUUAACAGAAUAACAUUUUGGGGAAGCUGGCUCCCUGUUCAUGGUAUUUUAAGAGAUCAUUUGUUUAUUAUUUAUCACACUGUUGUAAUGAUGUUUUAAGAUACUUUUAUAACAAAAUUAACAUCAAAAACUAAUAUACUUUUUAAAAAAAUUUACUUUUAUUGUGUAUUCUUCCCACUGGUGAGUUAAUUCCAUAAAUCUCUACUUGGUUUAACUUAUUAGAGCAAAUUAUCUUCAUCAUAUAUAUCUGUGGGGUGGGGAAAGUCUUAAUAUUCACGUUUAUUUAAACUUCAACUCUUUAGCAACAGCUGAACAGCUUUUCUGAAGCAUUUAAAUAGUUACCUAUUCAUGCUAAUAUACACUUCCUUAAAUAUUUGCAAAUUACUGAAAAGACUGUUUGAAUCAGUAAAUUUUAUUUCAGCUGAAAAUGGAAUUGAGAAUCUGAUAUAUCAUUUCAAGAUACAUAUUUUGUUCUUUCUCUGCCCUUAAAUGUUAGUGUCUGAAUGUUCUUUGUCAAACUGUCCGUUUAAGCAGUUGCACUCAUACCGUUUUUAACAUCAUUCUAAUCAAGCUGUAUACGGAAGCUGGCUGUAAAGUCUAAGCACACAAGGAUAAGGAGUGAUGCGAUCCCUGCCAUUUUACAGGCUUUUUUUACACAGAUCUUUCAGCAAUGAAUGUAUCAAAGGUGGUUUUCAUAAUGCUAACUCAAUCUGUAUGAAGAUCUCAUUUUUAUUUAAAGUACUGUUUUCCUUCAUUUGGAGAGAGGCAGGGAAGCUGCAUUGUUGCCCUCAUUCUUUAAGAACCUUUCAGUACUUACCUUUCCACGUGCUUCAAUUUUAUCAAUACUACAUUUUAUAUUUUCCAAACAAGUAAAACCUCUGCAAUAAAGAGAUGCACUUUUUAUUUUUAA
Vicugna pacos (alpaca) is the source of this 6894-nucleotide messenger RNA. Lineage: Eukaryota; Metazoa; Chordata; Mammalia; Artiodactyla; Camelidae. The record is from RefSeq and is a predicted model, not a curated record.